CUCUCUCUCUCUUGCACAUGCAUACAAAUAAAGAAAAAAAAAGUUUACACAACGAUCCUCCCCACGGCAUGCAAGGCAUGUGAAAAUGGGAGCUAAAUUAGGGCUAAGUUUAAUGCUCAUGUUUGUUACCGUCGCGACCGGAUUUAGCCCUACGCCGCCUCCGGUGACCGAACAAACACUUCAGAAGAUCGCUGGAUCACUCCAAAUGUAUGUUGAUCUGCUACCGCAAAUGCCGAAGAUCUACGGGUACUCGAUGGAAGGCGGUUCGCCGAAACCGGUUAAGCUCACCAUAGGCAUGUAUGAGAAAAAAUGGCAAUUUCACCGCGACUUUCCGGCGACGACAGUCUUCGUGUUCGGAGUCGGUGCCGACACGGCGACCUUUCCGGGCCCGACAAUCGAGGCCCUGCAGGGCGUCCCCCUCCGCGUGACGUGGCAGAAUUACCUUCCGGCAAGGCACAUCCUCCCGUGGGACCCCACGAUCACCGUCGCAGUCCCGCCGCACGGCGGCGUCCCCACCGUCGUCCACCUUCACGGAGGCGUCCAUCCUCCGCAGUCCGACGGCAAUCCCUCCGCCUGGUUCACAGCCGAUUUCCGUGACACCGGCCCUAAAUGGACCCAAUACACCUAUACCUAUCCCAACGUACAGAAUCCCGGCAAUCUCUGGUACCAUGACCAUGCACUCGGCCUUACUCGCGCCAACCUCCUCGCCGGCCUUCUCGGCGCUUACGUCCUGCGGAGCCCUUCCGUCGAGGCCUCCUUCGGCCUCCCCGCCGGCGACGAAUUCGACCGUCACCUCAUCAUCGCGGACCGCAGCUUCUACGCCGACGGCUCACUCUACAUGAACGCAACCGGCGACAACCCGUCCAUCCACCCCGAGUGGCAGCCCGAGUACUUCGGCGAGGCCGUUACCGUCAACGGCAAAGCCUGGCCCUUCCUCACCGUUCGUUGCCGUCGCUACCGCUUUCGCAUCAUCAACUCCAGCAACGCCCGCUACUUCAACCUCUCCCUCUCCAACCACCUUCCGUUCUGCGUCGUCGGCUCCGACACGGCCUACCUGAACAAACCUGUGAUGACAUCCACUGUUCUCCUUGCGCCCGCGGAGAUUUUCGAUGUCGUAAUCGACUUUACGAAAUCCACUACGUCCGAGGCCGAGCUGAUAAAUUCAGCACCGUAUCCGUUCCCGAACGGGACCGCGACAAACCGAUUAAACGGUAAGGUGAUGAAAUUUGUGAUAGGGAGAGAAAGCGCGCCGGACAAUUCGAGGAUUCCGAAGAGGCUGGUGAGGUAUCCGAGGGCCGACGAGCGGGAGGCGACCGUCAAGCGUUAUAUCACGUUCUACGAGUACGACAGCGCGACCGAGAAACCGACACAUUUGUAUAUCAACGGGAAACCAUUGUUGGACCCGGCGACGGAGACGCCGCGACCUGGGAACACAGAAGUGUGGGAAGUGAUCAACUUGACGCAGGACAACCACCCCCUGCACCUUCAUCUGGCGAACUUCCAGGCGGCGAGGGUGCAGCAGUUGGCGAACGCGACCGCGUUCUUGAAUUGCAUGACGGUGCACGGCGAUGCCGUCAAGUGCAACAUCACGGGGCAAGCCAUCGGGCGACUGUUGGCGGUGCCGGAACACGAGAAGACAUGGAAGAACGUGGUGAAGAUCGAGCCUGGGUACAUGACGACGGUGGUGGUCAAGUUCAAGCUCGUCGACACCAACGCGACGUACCCAUUCGAUGCGACGGCAGAGCCCGGAUACGUCUACCAUUGCCAUAUCCUGGACCAUGAAGACAAUGAGAUGAUCAGGCCCCUGAAGCUGAUUAAUUGAUCAGAGACCAUUGAAAAGAAACUACAUACACACUUUAUACUAAGUUUGAUGUCCUAUAUUUAUAUCCCUCUAAUUAAUGAUUUUUUAUAGUAACUAUACUAAGUGUGAGAAAAUUAACAAAAAGUGUUUGCUUUAUGUUAAUUAUUCAAGGUUUGUUUGCUCGAAAGAAAAUGUAGUACUUUGUUUAUAUA
Molecule: messenger RNA, 2013 nt
Organism: Ananas comosus (pineapple)
Lineage: Eukaryota; Viridiplantae; Streptophyta; Magnoliopsida; Poales; Bromeliaceae
Product: multicopper oxidase LPR1-like
Exons: 5
Coding region: 86-1822 (578 amino acids)
Molecular function (GO): oxidoreductase activity; copper ion binding
Source: RefSeq, a predicted model, not a curated record